This is a messenger RNA of Carica papaya (papaya), 1191 nucleotides long. Its product is annotated as S-adenosyl-L-methionine-dependent methyltransferases superfamily protein. NCBI's taxonomy places the organism in Eukaryota, Viridiplantae, Streptophyta, Magnoliopsida, Brassicales, Caricaceae. Gene Ontology annotation, molecular function: S-adenosylmethionine-dependent methyltransferase activity; O-methyltransferase activity. The record is from RefSeq and is a predicted model, not a curated record.
AAUUAAAACUGACGGAGGAGGUAAAAAUUAAAAAGAGAGUGAGUAAGAAGGAGGUGAAGAAAGGAAAGGGGAAGCUCUAGACGGUCGGAGUCCAUUUUCAUUUACAGGAAACAGCUUUUAAUGCUUCCAAACCUUACUAUCAAGAUCGACUAUUGGAUUCAUUUUGGCUGGCUAUAAAAGCUGGCUACUUUCCGCAGAUUUUACAUACUUGUCUUCUGAGACGUUCGAAAUUCAGAUGGGAAGCAACCCAAGUACAGCAAGUGUUUCCAAGGGGUUAUUGCAUGCUGAAGACUCACACAAGGUGAUGGAAUAUAAUACAAGUACAAAUAAAGUUCCUGUCUCUAAAGGAUUGCUACGCACUGAAGAAUUGUACACGUAUCUCUUGGAGACUAGUGUAUAUCCACGUGAGCCACAACCUUUGAAGGAGAUUAGAGAACUUACUGCUAGCCAUCCGAGGUCAAUCAUGGCUACUGCACCUGAUGCAGGCCAGUUAAUGACGAUACUCUUAAACUUAGUAAAUGCAAAGAAGACAAUUGAAGUGGGAGUUUUUACUGGAUACUCUCUCUUGCUCACUGCUCUUACAAUUCCUGAUGAUGGCAAGAUUAUAGCCAUUGAUAUGGAUAGCGAAACAUAUGAAAUAGGAUUACCGGUUAUCAAGAAAGCUGGUGUUGAGCAUAAAAUUGAUUUCAGAGAAUCCAAAGCCCUACCCAUUCUAGAUCAGCUGCUACAGGAUGAUGCAAAUGAAGGGAGUUUUGACUUUGCAUUUGUUGAUGCUGACAAGCCAAAUUACUGCAAUUACCAUGAGAAGCUGAUGAAGUUAGUAAAGAUUGGUGGCGUGAUUGUGUAUGAUAAUACCCUGUGGGGAGGGACAGUCGCCAUGCCUGAAGAAUCUGCUCCAGAGGUCCUGAGAGAGGGCAGGCAGCCAACAAUGGAGCUUAAUAAAUUUCUCGCAUCUGAUCCACGUGUCCAAAUUUCCCACGUCCCACUAGGUGAUGGGAUCACAAUCUGCAGGCGUAUAUACUGAAAUCUAGUUCUUCAUAUAUAAUAUUUACAUACAUUGAUGUCUCUCUUUCUCUCUCUCAAUAUAUAUAUAUAUAUAUACACACACAUAUGUAGGCUAUACAUAUAGUAUAGCAGACCCUUGAAUAAUUGAAACUUAUUAGCCUUGCGAGUAACAUAGUCUUUCUUUAA